AUGACGAGGUUAAGCGAAGGGACUGCCUUUAGAAGCUACCUAGGCCGCAAAAAGCUGACUACCUUGACUGAGGUUCUGGGAAUGGCGAAUGACUUUAUCCGCAGAGAACAAUUUGACAAGGCAGCAGCCGCAAAGCGGCCGGACGGAGAUGAAAAGGAGAAAGACAAGGACAAGGCGGAGAUCUACGAACUCCACAAGAAAGAUGACAAGUGGCAAAGGCCCAAGAAGAUGUUUUACAAGGGCCCGGACAAGUCGGCAUGGUGUGACUUCCACAGGGAUUACGGUCACGUCACAAACGACUAUAAAGAUUUAAGAGACGACAUCAAAGACUCGGUACGUAAAGGCUACUUCAAGCAGUAUGAAGCAAGAACAGAUGAAAAGUCUCCAUCCAGAGAGGAUGAAGACAGCAGCAGAAAGUCGUUAAAGGAGCGGAUCACUGAGAUUCAUGUUAUCUCAGGAGGACCGGCACAUGGGGGAAGCAUACAUGGUGCUAAGGCUAGCCUGAAGGAGGUUAAACACCAAAUUUCAACAGUGCUUCAUCGCAUACUGGUGGAUGGUGGCAGCUCCACCAACAUCCUCUUCAUGGACACAUUUGAGAAAAUGGGUCUAGGGGUAUCAUAUCUGAAACCGAUUUCAUACCCUAUGAUUGGGUUUACUGGGACAUCAGUUGUCUCGGAGGGUAACAUUAAGCUCCGGCUCAAAAUCGGAGAGGGGUCCCAGUCCAAGGACAUGAUGGUAGAGUAUCUGGUAUUUGACGUCCCUGCCGCAUAUAACGCCAUCAUUGGGCGACCGUUAAUCCACGAUGCACAGGUUGUGGUGUCCAACUACCAUUUGACGAUGAUUUAUACGUCAAACGACGCAGGAAAACUGGAGAAAAUACAGGGGAAUCAAGAGUCAACCAGGGCAUGUUACCUGACAGCUCUAAAGAAUUCCAAUCAUAAGAGACCGGCAGAGACACCACUAGAGAUGGCAGCGGAUCCUGGACCCGGCCCGGAUCCGUUUUUGCGGGUCUGGAGCCUAAAAUUUUGGACCCGUUGGAUCCGGGUCCACUUGACAGAUCACGGAUUCGGGUUUGGAUCUGUAUAA
Molecule: messenger RNA, 1086 nt
Organism: Beta vulgaris subsp. vulgaris (sugar beet)
Lineage: Eukaryota; Viridiplantae; Streptophyta; Magnoliopsida; Caryophyllales; Amaranthaceae
Exons: 3
Coding region: 1-1086 (361 amino acids)
Source: RefSeq, a predicted model, not a curated record